Arachis stenosperma is the source of this 1822-nucleotide messenger RNA. Its product is annotated as phosphoethanolamine N-methyltransferase-like. The record is from RefSeq and is a predicted model, not a curated record. Bases 150 to 1670 code for a protein of 506 amino acids. Gene Ontology annotation, biological process: phosphatidylcholine biosynthetic process. The transcript is spliced from 12 exons. Gene Ontology annotation, molecular function: phosphoethanolamine N-methyltransferase activity. Lineage: Eukaryota; Viridiplantae; Streptophyta; Magnoliopsida; Fabales; Fabaceae.
AGUUGAAGCUGCUGCUGCAAUUAACGUCACAUGAAACCUUACACCUUCAUUCUCUCUUCUCUCUCUUCGCCCAAAUUAAUUAAAAGUUAAAACUACUCGCAAAGCUUGCCUUGCUUCUUCCACCGUUUCAAUUUCGUCAUUCCUCAGCCAUGAAUGUUAUGAUGCCUUCACUGGCUGCUACGACGCCGCAAGAUAAUAGAGGUGGUGGUAGAGAUGAACGGUGCGUUCAGAGAAGCUAUUGGAUUGAGCAUUCUGCAGAUUUGUCGGUGGAGUCAAUGAUGCUCGAUUCAAACGCCUCUGAUCUCGACAAGGAAGAAAGACCCGAAGUACUGUCUCUAUUACCAGCAUAUGAAGGAAAAUCAGUUUUAGAGCUGGGAGCAGGUAUUGGAAGAUUUACAGGUGAAUUGGCCAAGAAAGCUGGCCAGCUGCUUGCAGUGGACUUCAUUGAGAGUGCAAUCAAGAAGAAUGAAAGCAUUAAUGGACACCAGAAGAAUGUCAAGUUCAUGUGUGCUGAUGUCACAUCCCCAAACUUGCAUAUCUCUGAAGGAUCAAUUGAUUUGAUAUUCUCAAAUUGGUUGCUUAUGUAUCUUUCAGAUAAAGAGGUUGAGAAUCUAGCUGAAAGGAUGAUCAAAUGGUUAAAGGUUGGUGGAUAUAUAUUCUUCAGGGAAUCUUGUUUCCAUCAAUCUGGAGAUUCCAAGAGAAAAUACAACCCAACUCACUACAGGGAACCCAGAUUUUACACGAAGGUAUAUAAAGAGUGCCAUAUGAAUGAUGAAACAGGGGAUUCCUAUGAGCUUUCCCUUGUUGGCUGUAAAUGCAUUGGAGCUUAUGUCAGAAAUAAGAAGAAUCAAAACCAGAUUUGCUGGAUAUGGAAAAAAGUCAGGUCACAAGAUGAUAAAGGGUUCCAGAGGUUCUUAGACAGUGUGGAAUACAGUCAUAAGGAUAUCUUAAGAUAUGAGCAUGUUUAUGGCCAAGGUUUUGUGAGCACAGGAGGACUUGAAACAACAAAGGAAAUUGUUUCAAAGUUGGGACUGAAACCGGGUCAGAAAGUAUUGGAUGUCGGUUGUGGUACCGGAGGAGGUGACAUUUACAUGGCUGAAAAUUUUGAUGUUGAUGUUGUUGGGAUUGAUCUCUCCAUAAAUAUGAUUUCUCUUGCCAUUGAACGUGUCAUUGGACUCAAAUGCACGGUUGAAUUUGAAUGUGCCGAUUGCACCAGAAAAACAUAUCCCAAGAAUACAUUUGAUGUAAUCUACACUCGUGAUGCCAUGUUACACAUCAAAGAUAAACCGACACUGUUUGAAUCAUUUUAUAAGUGGUUGAAGCAUGGAGGUACACUUCUAAUUACUGAUUAUUGCAAACGAGCUGGAAGCAUAUCAUUAGAAUGUGAAGAAUACAUUAAAAAAGGAGGAUAUUAUAUCCAUGACAUGGAAGCAUAUUAUCAGAUGCUUAAGAAUGCUGGAUUCGAUGAUGUAAUUGCUGAGGACCAAACAGAAUUGUUCAUGAAAACACUACAACAGGAGCUAAAUGCCCUUGAGAACAAGAAGCAUUAUUUCAUUGAUGAAUUCUCUGAGGAAGACUACAAUGAGAUUGUUGAGAGAUGGAGGGCCAAGCAAAUUAGAGGUGCAGCUGGGGAGCAGAAAUGGGGCUUGUUCAUUGCCAAGAAAAAUUGAUACUUAUUUAUCAUGAUAUGUCAUGUUAUAGCCAUUUUUAGUUCAAUGUGAUUAGAGAUUUCCCUAUGAUAUAUUUUGGAUAUUAUUCUGUUGUUAUUUGUAUAUUUAGAUGGACAAAAUCUUUGUGGGUUUAGCACCAGGAGAAAAGCUUU